CUGCACUUGAGUAUGGUAGCCUACCAGUGUGUUGCCACCGUCGAUCGUUUCUUUCCCACACGGUACUUAUGUCAGGCAGUUCCGCAGAGCGGGUGUGUUCCACUCUGGUGGCGCGGUGACCUUCUACAAUCGGUAACUCAAUACGAUGAGAGAAGGCUUGGAUGAGGCGAGACGGGAACGUGUUCACUAAAAUAUACCCAAGGGUUUGUGGACAUCUUUGUGCCUUUCCUGCACACCUAUUUCGACAUCCCGAUCCUCCAAAACUUCGUGACCCGGCCAAAGGUCUUCCAUAGAUCAAGAUGUCAGUCGAUCCUUUUGACGACAAGUUCGUGCAACAAGAGAUGCGGAGGAGUGGCAGCGGUACGGACAUUCACUCCUUGAGGUCCAUCGAUUCGAGCUCGCAAAGUCACGGUCUUCAGACAUCUUAUAGCCAGACCCUCGCCUCUCAGACUCCAUCGUCACCCAAAGCACGAUCACUACGCCGCCCAUCCUCAACGGGCUCAUGGGCCUCAAGAUCGGAGCGAGCAUCAGUAGAGCAGGAUGCACCACCGGUGGAACACUCUCUGGAGCAGCAUGCACCUGCCUCUGUCUAUGGUGUGCCGGCAUAUCUUGAGCCACCCGACCGUCCGAUAGUGAAGAUGAGCGUCUUUGGAUACCUCAAGAUGAUCGUCAAGAGUAUCUUUUCAGCAGCCCUGGUCAUAGUGCUCAUCUUUGGAUACACCUAUAGUAUCAAAGUCAUCGACCUUCAUGUCACCACCGUCGGAAUUUACGGUACUAUCCUCAUGGCCGACUUCCUCACACAGUACAGCUGUGCCAUCUGCAAUCGCUGGGACGUUGUCAACAUCGUCCGUAGAAGGAAAGCGAAGAUGGGAUGUCCUCCCGAGAGGCGACGCAGGCCUUGGCAAGUAGAGGCAAAGCAAGACCCAGUACCAGAGCCAUCUGACGAUCCCGAAAAGCAAGGCCAAGCACCGGAGGUGCCGCGCAAUCAGCUCAUGAAUCCCGACGCCGAGAUCAGCAUCGCCGUCGUCGGCUACCGUGAAGAUGAGCAGGCCUGGAAAGAGUGUCUGCGGUCUCUGCAGAAGCAAAAGCUCAAGCCCAAAUGCGUGGUUGGCGUCGUCGACGGUAACGACCAACCCGAUCUAGACAUGGCCAAUGCCUUCAUGGAGGAGUUUGCCAACCACAACAGUCUCAUGGUUCAUCUUCCCGUCCUGCUCUCGGCAGUCCACCGUAAGACGUAUUUCGACACUCUGGCAACAUACCCCGACAGCAGGAGCAAGGCGCUCAAAGCUUGGCAUCGUAUCUCUGGCCACCACACCGAAGCUCAGAAAGCCUCCCUCGCCGUGGCACUCAACGUAGUGUUGAAGCAAGUCGACGAGUGGGAGGCUGAAUACAAACUGUCGUCGUAUGAGGCAUUGUGCUUCAGCCAGCCCCAUGGGCACAAGCGAACCGCCAUGUUUACAGCCUUCGCUAUCUCCCUUUGGGCUCUCAAGACCAAGCACGCCAUCUUCACCACCGACUCUGACACCCUCGUGAAAGACGACGCUCUCGACGAGAUGCUGACGAUUCUACAGUCGCACGGCAACGUCGGUGGCGUGACCGGAGACGUCAAGAUUUGGAACCGUGCAGAGAGCUUCUUGGCCCGUCUGUGUGCCGUGCGGUAUUGGUUCGCGUUUAACAUUGAGCGCGCCUGCCAGUCUUGGUGGCGCUGCGUCUCGUGUCUUUCAGGACCAAUGUCGAUGUACCGUUCGCACGAUCUGCACGUCAUCCUUGGGCUAUGGAACAUCCAGACCUACCGCGGCAAGGAGACGACUUUCGGAGACGACCGACAUUUGACCAAUCAGAUUCUGGCGCAAGGCUUCAAGACCCGUUAUACACACCGAACCUGGUGCGAGUCUGAGAGCCCUACCCAGUUCCCUCGAUGGGUGAAGCAACAGACACGUUGGUCCAAGAGCUUCUUCCGUGAGGCGUUCUGGUUCCCUCACGCUUUCUCCCUGCACUCAUGGUGGAUGCUGGUCGAGAUCACCAAGCAAUCGCUCUACCCAUUCAUCCUAGUCGCCACGGUCUUCCGUUUCUUGUUCGAGCCUACCGCGCCAUUCCGACCAGUCAUCUGGCUGGUGACCAUGUUCGGCAUCGCCUUCGUCAAGUCGACGAUGGCCGUCAUCAUUUCUGCCGAUCUCUGGCUGAUGGUCUUCUCGCUGUACGGAUUCGUUUACUUCUUCGGUCUCCUGCCGUCGAAGAUCUUCGCCCUUCUGACCAUGAACAAGACGACCUGGGGUACCAGUGCUCGAUCCGCCUCGGAGAUCAAGAUCGGUGCGACGUUCAUCGCCGAGUUCUACCAUCUCGGUCAUCUGUGUCUAUGGUACCUCUGCACGACCUUCGGUCUCGCCUACUUCUGCUCGGUCAUCUUCAAGCAGCCCCUCCUGGCGCUUGCCGGCUUUGGUGGAUUUAUCCCUUGCUACGUGCUCUUCAAUGGUAUUCCCAACCCCCUCACUCCAUUCAAGUUCGUCUGGGCCAAAAUCACCAAGGUGGCUGCGGUCAUCGCUGCGGUGUUCGCUUCGGUCUUCGUCAGGAAGAGCAUCAAGCUCGACGACACCUUUACCGAGAAGCCACCGAGCGUGUCAGAUCGACCGGCGCGACCAGCGCGACCUGCACCUAUCAUCAUCGUGGACGAGCCCGUAUACGAAGACGAGAAGAAGCUUAUAUCGCCAUGGGCUUCUCCGGUCAAGAUGCGCGAGAAGCGAUCGGACUCCACUGCUUCAAUGACCUCCGUCGACGUCCUGCCCUUGUAUCGCUCGCGAGCAAAUUCGGCGGCUUCGAUGAUGUUUGAGCAGCCGAAGGGAAGGAGUAAACGUGCCAACUCUGUUGCUUCCAUGAUGUUGGACAAGCAGUCUUUCGCCGGCCGGGAAAGGUCUGACUCCAUCUCGUCACCCACUGAGAAGGCAGGGUUCAGGUGGGAUCGGUCAGACUCGAUUGCUUCAACGUCGCAAGGUCCGAGUCCAAGGUACAAGCGAAGCAAUUCAGACGCUUCGACGAUGACAUUCUCGGCGCCACCACGAUAUCGCUCUGACUCGGUAGCCUCGACGGCGCCUACGUAUAUGCCAGGCAUAUCGCGUCGGGUGUCUGUUGCCCCCGGCCUGUCGCUGAUAGGACCAGAGAAGCCUAGCCCCACCAAAGCUCCUUCGAGCUCCUUGCUUGAGAGGCCUGGCAUGGCUUCUUCGCCGUUGCGAGCAUCGUUCGUUGUGCCUUCAGACAGUCCGGCAGCCGAAGCGCCCAGUAUGCCAGCAGUUGCAGGCCGCGCGCGAUCGAAAUCCUUCACCACGCCGCACUCUCCCCUCGCGCCUUCAGGGCUGCGAGACUCUGCAGUGGGAGGUCGUCCCAGAGCUUACUCUCGGCCUCAGCCUAGGCAACUUCUGAACGAGGAUGAAGAAGAAGAAUUUGUUGAGAGCGAGGAAAGCGAUGCUUCUUCUCCACGCCGUCGCAGCGCUACAAGCUUGCGAAGCACCGAUAGUGCCCCUUCAUCGUCAGCAGGCUCCACCAAAGGUCGAAAGCGUUCCAACUCGGCCCGAGCACCGCCGCCGCCCUUCCCCGGGCUCUUGGCUCUCGGUCAUGCAGACUUGACUUCCCCGUCAGCCGCCGCCAGUCGACUUGCCAGUGCCAACCCCUUCCUUCAGGCGCCAGCCACUACGGCUUCUCUGUUCGCAGACCAAUACCGGGUGAAGAGGCCCGAUGGCGAGCACAGCUCCGCCUUCUAUCCUUCGGGCGAGCACGUAGGUCCAUUGUCGCACACCCCCUCUCAAAGUCGCAGGGGCUCCACUUUUGGGCCUGCCAUGGCGGGCGGACUGCUCAAUGUGCCCCAUCCAGCUCGGAUGAGGAGUGGCAGCAUCACAGCUUCUCGAGCUGCGCGUCAUCCCGAGGCUUUGCAAUCGAGAACGGCAUCCAAUAGGAUCGUCUGGGCCGACGAAUUGCCGGCAGACACCGCAGUGUCUGGCCCAAGUAGCCCAGUACGGGUCCUCCCUCGAUCAUCGUCUCUUUCGCCCAGCUUCACGGGCAGUGACAGCGACGCGUCGAGCUCUACGCCUCAGACUCACCCCGUCUUUGUUCUGCCACCCGCGAGGGAUCCCUUCUCUGAAGCCUAUGGAGCAGCGAUGGAUCGAGACGGAGAGUAUGGAUCCACCCAGAGUGUGGCCAGUCAGAAAGGCUACGCCUUCUAGAUGCUAAAAGUUGUUUCAUAUCAGAAUUCCAUGUCACCAGAUCUGUCAAAACCCUUAUCUCUCUUGGUUGUGUAUUGUAUUGUCCUUUGUUACCAGCCUCUUAGAAUUAGACACAUCUAUCCUCUUGCAGCUCAACGACUUGUGACAACUAGUGGGCUCGACGCUACGACAAGACUAUUGACUCCAGCCAAUUUCGGAAGAGGUGUGUCUGCAGUAGGUCAUCGUGUUUCCCAGUCAAGGUCUCAUGGUCCUCCUGAAUUCCCUCUCUC
Microstroma glucosiphilum is the source of this 4480-nucleotide messenger RNA. RefSeq lists its product as hypothetical. The record is from RefSeq and is a predicted model, not a curated record. Gene Ontology annotation, molecular function: hyaluronan synthase activity. Bases 300 to 4211 code for a protein of 1303 amino acids. Gene Ontology annotation, biological process: extracellular matrix assembly; hyaluronan biosynthetic process. The transcript has a single exon. Lineage: Eukaryota; Fungi; Basidiomycota; Exobasidiomycetes; Microstromatales; Microstromataceae.